Molecule: messenger RNA, 2522 nt
Organism: Schizosaccharomyces cryophilus OY26
Lineage: Eukaryota; Fungi; Ascomycota; Schizosaccharomycetes; Schizosaccharomycetales; Schizosaccharomycetaceae
Product: CDK inhibitor Srw1
Exons: 1
Coding region: 181-1872 (563 amino acids)
Biological process (GO): anaphase-promoting complex-dependent catabolic process; positive regulation of ubiquitin protein ligase activity; positive regulation of anaphase-promoting complex-dependent catabolic process
Molecular function (GO): protein binding; ubiquitin ligase activator activity; anaphase-promoting complex binding
Source: RefSeq, a predicted model, not a curated record
GGCGAGUUCAUCAACUCACAACCAGUAUUGAAGCAUAUUCUAAAACCAUAUUUUUAUCACAAAACCGUAUAAAUUACUUCGAAUGCAAUAAAGGACCUGAAGAAUAAAGUAUAGAGUUGAACAUAGAGUUCCUAAAACAAGAAUUGCUUCAAUUAGAAAUCGGCGACUUCAGUUUCGGCUAUGGAAGAAUCGGGACGGCGACUCCAGCAACGUGCUGCUGAAGAUAGAAAUUCAAGAGACUCCGAUCGACCGCGUAGAAACAGUAUACAUCAUGAAUAUGCGAGUUCUUCUUCGAAUCUCGGUUCAAGUAAUGGAGCUAAUAGUGAAGGUGCAGGAUCCGUUGUGGACCGCUCAGUAGGAACCGAUCAAACGAAUAUACAAAUUUCACCGACAAAAAAACGAAUCCGUGGAAAUGACGGAGAUAGGUUCAUACCAACUCGAGGGUCUUCCUCUUCUGAGUUAUGGACCAGCUUCUCCGCGUUUGACCCUCCACAGACUCCCGGCAAGCGUCGUACAUCUCUUGCUGAUACUAAUUUCACAAAUCUGUUACAUUCGGAGUUGUUUGGAGAUUCGGACGCAUCGCCGUCAUCCGUUGCUAUGGCAAAAACGCCCAGUACAUCUAACUUGAAUUCAUCGAUGGCGAAUUACGAUACGGGCCCUGGACCGGCUACAUUACAAACACCUCCAUCCUCUACAUUUUCCUCUUCUUCUUCUGCCUUACAAACGACUCCUAUUACUCCGUCCAGAAAAGUGUUUCAAUUUAUGUCCCCGCGGGAACGUAACAAUUCGCCAUAUAAGAGAAAGCUACUUUUUCAGGAUGAUCCCAAUCGUACAAAGUAUUCUUUAUCGCCCGUCCGAUCGUUGACUCGAGAUUUUGUUGCUGCUGGACAGCAAGAGAAACGAAAACUCCCAACUUUACCGUACAAAGUGCUGGACGCUCCUAAUCUUGCUGAUGACUAUUAUUUAAAUCUUCUUGACUGGGGUCAAUGUAAUGUUUUAGCUAUAGCUUUGGGUUCACGCGUAUACCUUUGGUCUCCAGUAACCAGCGAAGUAAAAGUCAUGCACAACUUUUGGCCGUCCGAUACAGUUACUUCUUUAAAAUGGGUUCAACGGGGAACACACCUUGCUGUCGGCACGAAUAAUGGAAUGGUGGAAAUAUGGGAUGCUGAAGCUUGUAAGAAAACUCGGACUAUGGCAGGACAUAGUCUCCGUGUUGGUGCCCUUGCUUGGAAUGAUCAUGUCUUGAGUAGUGGUGGACGUGAUAAUACUAUAUUGCACCGUGAUGUUAGGGAAUCCGAACAUUACUUUCGAACUCUCCGAUCUCACCGUCAGGAGAUUUGUAACUUGGAUUGGAGCUCGUCAGAUAAUCAACUGGCUUCAGGUGGAAACGAUAAUGCUUUAUAUGUAUGGGACAAAUUUAGCGACGUUCCAUUGUAUUCGUUUCACAAUCAUGUAGCCGCUGUUAGGGCUCUAAGUUGGAGUACUCAUCAACGCGGAAUUUUAGCCUCGGGUGGUGGUACUGCUGAUCAAACCAUAAAGAUUUGGAACACACACAGAGGUUCAAUGUUACAUGAUAUUAACACGGGAUCUCAAGUCUGUAGUCUCCAGUGGUCAAAGUUAACCAAUGAGAUUGUGUCCACCCAUGGUUUCGUUGAAAAUGAAAUUGCUAUAUGGAACUAUCCAAAAAUUUCUCGGGUUGGUACCUUAAAGGGGCACACAAAUCGUGUGUUGUUCUUGUCUAUGUCUCCAGAUGGUGAAAAUGUUGUUACCGGUGCUGCUGACGAGACCUUGCGUUUUUGGAAACUUUUCGAUUCAAAAGCGAAUAUGUCGUAUAGAGGUUCACCUUUUGAUCCUAUCAUGAAAAUUCGUUAAAGCAUGCAUCUUUACCUGUAUUAAUGUUUUUCAAACUUAUCGUUCGGACAAUUAAUAAGGUCUGCUCUCAUAGCAGACUUGUUAUCUUCUGAAUUUUUUUAUUUAACAUGCUUUAUAUCCAUGUUCAUGACACUCGUUGACGGCUGAUCUAUAAAAUUUAAUCCUAAAUACGCUAUCUAAUCUUUUUUAUCUGAUUGCCCUCUUUUGUGAAAAGGUUUUGUUUAAUUCUGGUAUGGACCGUUUUCCAUUAAUCCUUGUCUUUACAGUUACUUUGAUUUUUCUGAGGUUGAACUUUUCAAUUAUGUUGUUUUGAACAUAGAUUAUGUUUCUCUUUUUUAAUAUUCUAUGAUUUUGAUGCUUUCUUUUGGACGACACAAGCUACUUUGGCUCACCGUACGUCUUUCUCUCCUUAUUUUUAAUAUGACUUGAUUUUGAAUUCGUGUACAUUAGUUUAGUACUAUAAAUUUUUGAUUUAAUGAUAGCAUUUUCAAUUAAUUCGUAAAUCAUAAAGUGUCAAGCAUGAUAAUGGGAUUGGUGUUGACUUUCGAAGCAAAAACAAUCUUACAUGGUAGAUAAAAUGGAUGGCGCUUUGCAGCAAAUGAAAAAUUUGAUAAAAACGAACAUAUCUUGACUGGUGUCAUAUAGAAAUG